AUGGGGACUGUACGGCCUGUGGAUUUGAAGGUUCAACCGGCACCUUAUCAGAUCCGAUACUCAGUUCUCCAGAAAAUUGUGAAGACCUUGGAGAAAUUUGAAGAUGCUACAUCGAACGCGGGAAAACGUGCAAUAGAGCUGGAAGCGAGCGUAGCGCGCAAAAGCGGCUCUGGGCAAAGUUAUCGUUUCAAUUCAAGUGUGCUGAUACGAGACCUGAUCAAGACAAGAGGCAAGUUGGAAGAGCCCGGUAGCUCGGGUUUGCGGAGUAAACGAAAUGGAGUCAAGGAUAAGCUGACGAAGGCUGCUGUCAUGAAAAGUUUGGAGGCCAUUUUGAUUGACGGGCCUACUUUGUCAGCCAAUGGAUAUAAUACUGGAAAUUUGGGGGAGGUGGAUACUGUGGGCUGCAUAUCCGCUAUGGGCUCUGAACGUGAUUUUACCACCUGCAUACGCUGUAAUUCCAAAUUCGAUAAAAUCAAAAUUAUGAGCCCGGCCACCUGCCGAUUCCAUGUGCAAAGAAAACGCUAUAAUCGUGAGACCCGAGAAGGAGAAUAUGCUUGCUGUGGUGAAACGACGUCUUCCACUUCCUUCCUGGCUUUGGGGUGCAAAACUCUUCCGCAUCACGUAUUCCGAGCAGAGACGUUUGAAGCUAUGUCGAACAUUUCGCCCUUCAGAAACACUAGUGAUGUUGACGGUGAGAUAAAUGUGCUGGCACUGGACUGUGAAAUGGCUUUCACGUCUUGCGGCUACGAAUUAAUCAGGUUAACGGUUGUAGACUUUUUUUCGAGUGAAGUGGUUUUUGAUGAAAUAGUGCAACCUUUUGGUGAAGUGAUAGAUCUAAAUUCCGAAUUUAGUGGGGUCCACACUAUUGACAAGAGCAAGUCUGUAUCAUUUGCCAAAAUGCUGGAGCUUGUUCUCAAUAAUAAAAUGAUUAAUGCCAACAGCAUUUUGAUAGGGCAUGGUAUGGAAAAUGACCUGAACGUUCUGAGACUGAUUCAUAAGAAGAUCAUAGAUACAGCCAUUUUGUAUCCCAGGGGAAAAUUCAAGUCGUCACUUAAAGACUUGACCUUUGAAGCGGUGAGCAAACGUAUUCAAACCGGCGAGCACGACAGUUCCGAGGACGCAAAAGCUACCAUGUGGGUUUUAAAGGCUAAACUAGGAAUACCCUUACAGCAGUCUGUUUGGGACUGA
Lachancea dasiensis is the source of this 1188-nucleotide messenger RNA. The record is from the annotation of a GenBank genome assembly. Lineage: Eukaryota; Fungi; Ascomycota; Saccharomycetes; Saccharomycetales; Saccharomycetaceae.